Molecule: messenger RNA, 5405 nt
Organism: Lymnaea stagnalis (great pond snail)
Lineage: Eukaryota; Metazoa; Mollusca; Gastropoda; Lymnaeidae
Source: the annotation of a GenBank genome assembly
CAAUUCUACGCAAAAAGUGUCGUAACUGGCAACUUGUUAGCGUAUCUGGCAUGUUGGGAUUUCAAUGGUGCUCUCUCGUAGAUGUGAAAAAAACUUUAGACUUAAAGAGAAAGGAUGAACUAUUUGCCUGGAACAGCGAGCUUGGUUGAAGAAAUAGAUAGUACGCACAGUACUUUGCUUUACACAUUACUGCUUUUUCUAUAUAAACUUUACUUAAUUAUUUGUCUUGCUAGGGAAAAUUUAAUUAAUAAUAUUUACCGGGUCUACCGCUCAAAGUUAGUCGUACUCACUCUUCAGUCUCACUAACUAAUAUUAAUAACUUCUCACACUCAAGUCAAACAGUCACUAGAGAGGUACUGAUUUCACUCUGACUCAGUUACUUUUACUGAAAAAUGAGUUGAGUAAUGUCCUGUUAUUUAUAAAAUAAAAAUGAGUAGGCCUAUCCAGCAGCGACCUAGCCUAUUUUUUGUAUCAUAACUUAUAUGACAUAAAUAAAUUCAAUGUAUAUCUAACUUAUUAAUAACUUAAAUUUAAAUAAUAAUCAUUAAUAAAAGUAAUAGAUUUUUACAAAUGAAGUUUUCAAUUGUCAUUACUUAAUAGGCCUAAUUUUAAUAAUGCCAUCUUAGCUUUAGACAUCUUCAUGAUCUUUUUGUAGACAUGGUCUACACGUCCGGCAACAGGAAGAAUAAUUCUCGAGAUAUUCAUCCGGCGACCAGGUCACAUUGUAACAAAGUUGGGCCAGAUAUCUGUCCGCCAGCUUUGUCACGUGACCCCUAAUAGUUGAUCAUAAAACUGGCGUCGGAGAUGCAUGGGGGGUGAAGAGUAUACUAUACACUUCAUUUCAAGAAUUAGGUGGUGGGGGGAAGCACUGCUUACUAGAAGGAAGAAAUUCAUAGAGCAUGAGAGAAAGGAUAAAAAUGAUUUUGAGGGUAAAAAAUUAUUAAGGCGGGAGGUCGAAAGUUCACAUCGAAAUAGCCCCUACGCCUACAUCCUAAUAUAGGGCCACUAUAAUAUGGUGUGCUGUUGGGGUAGCCUACUUCUCAUGCAAUAUUAAUAGCAUAAAAUAUAACUUUUUUUACAGUAGAUCUAUUGACAUUCAACUGGCAAGUAUUGGUCUUAUUUUCUUUGGUUCAUAUUUUAAAUUUACGCUACUAGGUAGAACUUUAUAAGAUAUUUAAACCGAGAUAGACUUUUUUUUUUAAUAUUUGCCGGCGAUGUCUUGUCACAUGACAUGUCUGCCAGAAUAAUAAAACAUACUAGUCGUUUGGCGGUCACGCGACAAGCCCGCUGGAAGAAUAUCUCUCGCACUAUUUGUCUGGUCGUUGGACGUGUAGACACUGCCUAAAGUUAAAGCAACUAGCCAUACUGAAUGAUACUGCAUAGUUUCAACAAAUUUUUUAAAAAUAUGUCAGUAAAAAGAAUAUUAUGUCUUUAAAACUUUUGUAGCUUUAGAAUAAUUGACAGUAAAUUUGAUUUUUUUGAGAUGUCAACUCUGCUCUUGAUAAGUAUUUACAAAUCUUUUAUUACCCAACAGAGCAUCUUAAAAAGUUUAAUACCUACUACCAUUUUAAUGGAAGAGCUUAAUAAAAAGUGGUCUCAACUCUCCAUCUGCACUGCUGUCAGGAAAAUUUUAUUUCAAUUCACAACCUGUACAGCCAUUCUAUUACCAUGUCCAUAUGCCACAAGAUUCAUUGUGGUAGAAUAAAACUUACAAUAGGCUUUCUUACAUUUCAACCCCAAUCCCCCCACCCCUUUAAAAAAGAAAUAGAAAUAUAAUACAUCUCCUAUAUCAGAGACUUAAAGUGCUGGCACUCCUCCCCCACCCUUUUAUCUUGGCAUUGCCCUUCUAUGGGGCAUAUACCCCAUGUUGAGAACUACUACUAGUUGUCCAGUGGAUCACAUAUUAUUCAGGGUCUAACUUAGUCUAAGUAAGGUACUUUGUUACCAAACAUAUAGCAUUAAUAGGAAUAUUAAGGCAUAGUUAUAACACUGUAGUGUAGCUUGUAGUAAAGCCUCCUACCCUGGCCUAAUUUAAUAGGCCUUUUGGUAAUUAUAAUAACUUACAAUCUUCUAAUAUUAGGCCCUAACAACAAUAUUUACUGUGUUUUUUUGUGGUAAACUGAUUAAAUGGUGGUAGAAAUCUGAUUUUUAAACAGAUUUUUAACUGUAGUCUAUUACUGUUUGUUUUAGUUGCUGUCAAGUCAUAGACAUAAAUAGUUAAUUAGGUAAUUAUAUAAUAAAAGAUCUGUGAAAACCGUAAAGUGGGCCAAAUGGGUGUCUGGGCUAUUAAACUCUUUUUCAAUUUUUAAAGAGGGUGUUUUUCAUAAUUGCUGGCAUUAUGACAUAAUGUAUUGCUUUAAAAAACAACUUUCUAAAAUAUAUAGUCUUAGAUAGUACUUCAUACUUGACUAAGACUAAUAAUUAAAUUGCUUCCGACAUUUUGUGAAUGAUUACUAAACCAACUGACAUGAUCUUUUUUUUUUCCUUAAUAUAUUUUGGUUUGCUCAUUGUAAAAAAAUGAUACAGCUAAUUUAAUGGUGAAUUCCAUCGUAACUAUCUUAACUUUUAGAGGAAAUCAACAAAAAAAGAUGCUAACUCAUAAUUAGAUAUAUAGUGGUUGAUUUUAUCAAGUGUAAUUCCAUGUUUGCUAUUUAUCCCUUUUCAGAAUAACAUCAAUAAGAUAUUGUUUUAUAAAGUUCAAUGUUGUUAUGCCAGAUUUCAAAAAAUUUUAUGACUAAUGAUUAAAUUGCUUCCAACAAGAUUUAACUUAAGACAGGCAUAAUUCCCAUUGAUUUUUGCAAUUACUAGCAGGCCCCAAACUGGUUAAUAUCAAUAUUCCACAUAUUGUGGACUGUUACCAUUCCGAGGGAACAUAGCUAACAGUGAUUGAUUUUAUCAAGUUUAAUUCCAUGUUUGCUAUUUAUCGCUUUUCAGGAUAACAUCAAUAAGAUAUUUUAUUAUAAAGUUCUUGUUAUCAUUCCAGUUUUUUAUAUUUUUAACCUAGACCUAUUUUGAAGACAAAAAACAAGCAACUUCUUAUGUCACUAGUAUUAGGCCUUUAUAUCUUUAAUUUGAAGUUAAAAGUAGGUUCAAAUAACCUUGCUAAUUUUUUAAUGCACAUUUAUAGUUGAUUUUUUCUUUGUCUAGAGAAGUUGUUAGUUGUCCUACGAGAUGGACGAACUCUGAUUGGUUAUUUAAGAACAAUUGAUCAGUUUGGUAAGUACAUGUAAAUUAGUACAUGGAAAGAUUUUUAAAUUUUCUAAUAAAAAAAUUACCUUAUGCAAACAGGAAAAAAAUUAAACAUCUUCAAUACUUAGCUCUACAAUUUUUAAUUUAUGUCAAUAAAUUCUAAGGACUAAGGAACUUGUUAAUGUGACUUUGUUAUCAAUGAAAAUAAAUUCUUGUAAAAAUUUAUUAUGUUAACACUUAACUACAACACAUUUUUGUUCAUUUUUAGUAGGAGUACAUUAAUUUUUAGUUAAUUAUAAAAUGUUCCCCUUUACACUAUAGCCAAUCUGGUGCUGCAUAGAACUAUUGAACGCAUUCAUGUUGGAAAAAAGUAUGGAGAUAUCCCCCGUGGUAUCUUUAUAGUUCGUGGAGAGAAUGUCGUGUUACUGGGAGAAGUUGUAAGUACCUUGAUCUCAUUUAUUUUAAUUAUAAUAUUAUCCUGACAAAAAACUAAAGGAAAGCGAAUCUUUCCUUCAAUGACUCAAUUUAAAUUGCUAUGUUUUUUUUUAACUGUUAACAGGUGUGAUCAUAUAUCUUUAUUUCUGAAAUUAUUUAAAUGGUUAAAAACUGUUGAAAUUUUUUGUAUAAUAUUUUUUAAGGACCGAGUAAUAACAAAAAUUUUAUUGAAUGAAGAUGAAAGAAAAACCCAUAAAUAUAGUAUAGGGAAAUAUGAUUGAUGACGAAAGUGUGGAACUUUGAAGGUCAAUAAUUUCAAUAACAAUGGAACACACUUUAUGAGCUAAGAACUUACAAUUAUGUCAUCUGACUUGAAGGUUGGGGAACUCUUGGAAAUUAAACUAUCAAUAAUUGUUUUGCAGAUGAAAAUGGUUGAUUACAUCCAUAAGUGUUUAACAUGUUAUGUUAUUUUGCUUACUGUUUAACCAGUCCAUUUCCCUGUCAGUCUAUUUUGGAAAUCCCAUUCACUUUAAUUGCCAGUUAAAACUUAACCUUACAGCAUUUUAUAUUUUUAUGUUUAUUCUCAUUUAAGGACCUAGAAAAUGAGCACAAUCUGCCUUUGGAGCAAGUUAACAUUGACACAAUUCUGGAGUUGCAGAGAGAACAGCAGUUAGAGAGGGAGGCUGAGCAAGAGCGCAAAAAAAAGGCAAUGGCAGAGAGGGGCAUUCACAUAGAUCAAGCUAUUGAUGAUUUCUAGGUUUCUUUUAGGCUUAACUUAGAUCAAGAAUUUUAAUCCUGUUAGCUAUUUUUUAAAGUACAAAUUUUUUUUUUUUUAUAUAUCAAUGAUGCACUUCAUAAGUGCAUUCAAAUAGUUCAAAUCUGAACAAUUUUGGACCUCUUUGCGAGGCUUAGUUUAUUUACCGGGUUGCUAUAUUUCAAAGAAAAUUAAAAGAUGUAAAAUAUUAUUUACUUACUUUUAAUAGUUUAUAAAGUAACCAGGUGUGAAAUCAUAGUUUAGUUUACUCAAGCAGGAUAUUGAGAUGCUGAAUUAUGGACCUAUUUAACAUUCUAAGGUGGUAAGGAAGAGAUACUUCACUAUAUUCGAUAUUUAUAGAUGCAUUCUUUGAUUGAUUCGUUGUAAAUUUUCUGUGAAUGACAUUUUGUUGACUUUUUUCAGCACGCACUUGGCUAAUUGCAAUCAAGUUGUUAGUUGUUAUUUUCUAUGUUAUACUAACUUAUAUGAUUAAGAUAAUAUUGUGAUCUAUGAUAAGAUUAAGAUUCUUUUUUAAGACAAUACAUUUUUUUUAAACAAAUGUAUAUUCAUUUUUUAUUAUAAUUUAGAAGUUCAAUUUACUCAUUAAUUUUUUGCAGUGGUUUCACUCCUUUUUUUGGCUCAACAUGCAUUUAAAUUUUAAGACAACAAAUAAAUUAUAUUUAUGUUCACUACAGUUACAAUUAAGAACACCUCAUUUAAAGUAGAAAAAAAUGUGUUCAUUAUAUUAUGUAGAGCUUUAUCACUUUUUCAUUUGUUGUAAUAAUGCUUUUUUUAAAUUUAAAAUAUGUGGUAAAAUUGUUGUCAAAUGCUUUGUUCCAAUGCUACAUAUUUUUUGUCAAGCUUUAAAAUUCAUUUUUACUUACAAAGCUGACAAAUGGGAUUCUGUAAAUUAGAUUUUGAAUCCAGAUUAUGUAAAUUUCAUGAAGUAAACACAAAUAUGACUGAUUUCUCCAAUUUGAUUUAUUUUUAUUUUUUUGGUGAGCUGUUAAAAAUGUAUUUGCAAAAU